AUGCCACCUCAGCCGCCCCAGCAGCGGCCGCGCCGCCCUCCACAACCGCCACCUCAGCCGCCCCAGCAGCGGCCGCGCCGCCCUCCACAACCGCCACCUCAGCCGCCCCAGCAGCAGCCGCGCCGCCCUCCACAACCGCCACCUCAGCCGCCCCAGCAGCAGCCGCGCCGCCCUCCACAACCGCCACCUCAGCCGCCCCAGCAGCAGCCGCGCCGCCCUCCACAACCGCCACCUCAGCCGCCCCAGCAGCAGCCGCGCCGCCCUCCACAACCGCCACCUCAGCCGCCCCAGCAGCAGCCGCGCCGCCCUCCACAACCGCCACCUCAGCCGCCCCAGCAGCAGCCGCGCCGCCCUCCACAACCGCCACCUCAGCCGCCCCAGCAGCAGCCGCUCCCGGCCGCGCCACUCCUCCUGGCCGCACCUGCAGCGGCCGCGCCACUCCUCCUGGCCGCACCUGCAGCGGCCGCGCCACUCCUCCUGGCCGCACCUGCAGCGGCCGCGCCACUCCUCCUGGCCGCACCUGCAGCGGCCGCGCCACUCCUCCUGGCCGCACCUGCAGCGGCCGCGCCACUCCUCCUGGCCGCACCUGCAGCGGCCGCGCCACUCCUCCUGGCCGCACCUGCAGCGGCCGCGCCACUCCUCCUGGCCGCACCUGCAGCGGCCGCGCCACUCCUCCUGGCCGCACCUGCAGCGGCCGCGCCACUCCUCCUGGCCGCACCUGCAGCGGCCGCGCCACUCCUCCUGGCCGCACCUGCAGCGGCCGCGCCACUCCUCCUGGCCGCACCUGCAGCGGCCGCGCCACUCCUCCUGGCCGCACCUGCAGCGGCCGCGCCACUCCUCCUGGCCGCACCUGCAGCGGCCGCGCCACUCCUCCUGGCCGCACCUGCAGCGGCCGCGCCACUCCUCCUGGCCGCACCUGCAGCGGCCGCGCCACUCCUCCUGGCCGCACCUGCAGCGGCCGCGCCACUCCUCCUGGCCGCACCUGCAGCGGCCGCGCCACUCCUCCUGGCCGCACCUGCAGCGGCCGCGCCACUCCUCCUGGCCGCACCUGCAGCGGCCGCGCCACUCCUCCUGGCCGCACCUGCAGCGGCCGCGCCACUCCUCCUGGCCGCACCUGCAGCGGCCGCGCCACUCCUCCUGGCCGCACCUGCAGCGGCCGCGCCACUCCUCCUGGCCGCACCUGCAGCGGCCGCGCCACUCCUCCUGGCCGCACCUGCAGCGGCCGCGCCACUCCUCCUGGCCGCACCUGCAGCGGCCGCGCCACUCCUCCUGGCCGCACCUGCAGCGGCCGCGCCACUCCUCCUGGCCGCACCUGCAGGGAUUGCACUAUUCCUCCUAGCUGGCCCAGAAGCAGCCACACCACUCCUCCAUGCCACACCAGCUGGCACCGCAACUGAGGUCCUGUCUUCCCUCCUUGGUGCCCCAUAA
Messenger RNA from Schistocerca americana (American grasshopper), 1428 nucleotides. Its product is annotated as proline-rich protein 36-like. The transcript is spliced from 2 exons. NCBI's taxonomy places the organism in Eukaryota, Metazoa, Arthropoda, Insecta, Orthoptera, Acrididae. The coding region runs from base 1 to 1428 and encodes 475 amino acids. The record is from RefSeq and is a predicted model, not a curated record.